Molecule: messenger RNA, 2248 nt
Organism: Chanos chanos (milkfish)
Lineage: Eukaryota; Metazoa; Chordata; Actinopteri; Gonorynchiformes; Chanidae
Gene: arhgap22a
Product: Rho GTPase activating protein 22a
Exons: 10
Coding region: 1-2136 (711 amino acids)
Biological process (GO): activation of GTPase activity; signal transduction
Cellular component (GO): focal adhesion
Molecular function (GO): GTPase activator activity
Source: RefSeq, a predicted model, not a curated record
AUGAGCGCCAUGCUGAGUCCCAAGAUCAGACAGACGAGGAGAGCCAGGUCGAAGAGUAUGGUGAUGGGGGAGCUGGCGAGGAGCCGGCCGUCGUCACCGGGGGUGCCGGAGAGGGCAGUGAAGGCCGGCUGGCUGAAGAAACAGAGGAGCAUCAUGAAGAACUGGCAGCUGCGCUGGUUCGUGCUCCGCACAGAUCAACUCUACUUCUAUAAAGACGAAGAAGAGACCAAACCUCAGGGCUGCAUCCCACUACAGGGUAGUCAAGUUAAUGAGCUGUCGGCCAAUCCAGACGAGCCAGGCCGUCAUCUUUUUGAGAUUGUUCCUGGGGGUACAGGAGAGAAGGAUAGAUCCGCCCUCAGUCAUGAGGCCUUCUUGCUAAUGGCAAACUCCCAAAAUGACAUGGAGGACUGGGUCAAAGCAAUCAGAAGGGUCAUCUGGGCUCCGUUUGGAGGAGGGAUCUUCGGUCAGAACCUGGAGGACACGGUGCAGUAUGAGAGGAAGUUUGGACCACGAUUAGCCCCUCUGUUGGUGGAGCAGUGUGUGGACUUUAUCAGGGAGUGGGGCCUGAAUGAAGAAGGCCUUUUCAGGAUGCCAGGACAGGCCAACCUGGUGAAGGAACUUCAGGAUGCUUUUGACUGCGGAGACAAACCUCUGUUCGACAGUAACACUGAUGUACACACAGUGGCCUCUCUGCUGAAGCUUUACCUCAGAGAGCUGCCUGAGCCAGUGAUCCCAUUUACCAAGUAUGACGAUUUCCUGACCUGUGCACAGCUGUUAGCCAAGGAUGAGGAAGCGGGACUUAACGAACUGGUCAAGCAGGUGAAGACUCUUCCUCAGGCCAAUUACAAUCUACUCAAGUAUAUUUGCAAGUUUUUAGAUGAAGUUCAGUCCCAUUCAAGUGAAAACAAAAUGAGUGUACAGAAUCUGGCCACAGUGUUUGGUCCGAACAUCCUCCGUCCCAAAAUGGAAGACCCUGUUUCAAUGAUGGAGGGAACCUCGCAGGUGCAACACCUCAUGACUGUAUUGAUCAGCGAACACGAGAGACUGUAUGUAAAUGAGGGUGGUAACGUCCGCACAGAGACCCUGAAGAGUCGGCCCCAGGGCCAACGCAACGCCAUGGUGGAGUGGAUCUCUGAGGAGGAGAUCCAGCGCUGCGCUGCCCCAGCCCAGGGCCUCAACCCCACGGAGAGCCCGGGCGGCAGUGCCACCUCUCUGGACACCAACUCCAGUGCCGCUGCCUCCACUAAACUGGUGCCGCAAGGGAAAGCAGGGGCGGCAGUCAGUCCCAGUAAACAGGCCAAGGCUUUGCCCUCGUGGAAGUGCACGUUCAAGGGUGGGGGGGCACGGGCUCAGCCGGCGAAGAUCGGGGGUUCCUCCGUGGACGUGUCCAGUUUGCCCAGCACGGGAAACUGGCUGAUGAACGGGCUCUCCUCCCUCAGGAGCCACCGGCGGACGUCGUCGGGGGAACGGAUGGGCAAGGACUCGCCGCUGUCGCACCGCCUCUCCACCUACGACAACGUCACCUCCUCCAGCCUGAGCGUGCCCAGCGUGGCCAGCACGGCCUGGUCCACCUCCUCCUGCGAGAUCUCCGUGGCCGAGACGGCGGGGAGCGAGGAGCCCGCGGGACUGAAUCUAGGGAAAGGCGAGUGGUCGGAGACGGGCCCGGCCCAGGAGCAGGGGGAGCAGGAGGAGCAGGGGGGAGAGGAGAAGGGGUCGGACCUGACGCGGAGCAGCGAGGCGUUGGAGUUGUGCGUGAGCAGCGUGGGAUGCAGCGAGAACGGGAACGCGGACGACCCGGACGGCGUGAGGGGAGACCCUGAGGAGGAGAGCUCCCAGGCCGUCGGCAGCCAACUCGCAGAACUUAAAGACGAGCUGAAGAAACAAAAGAUUUCCUAUGAAUCCCGAAUACGAAAGUUGGAGGAGAUGAGCAAAGCUCUACAAAACCAGGUACAGAGAUUAGAGGAAGAACUGGACCAAGAGAGGAAAAAGUACCGGAUGCUGGAAAUCAAACUCCGAAACUCGGAUCGGGCCAGGGAGGACGCGGAGAACCGGAACCGGCUCCUGCAGAACGAGAUGGAAGAGUUCUUCUCCACGCUCGGAGAUCUGACACUGGGAACAAGGACAAAUAAAAUCUGACCGGGAGCCAUUUGUCGUGACUAGAUUGUAGAUAGUAUUUUUUUAAAUCUCUCUGCUCAUGUAUCAUGGGUAUUCGGAGAUAAUUUUGCGCUGUUUUGUUACAGCAACUUGA